Molecule: messenger RNA, 11590 nt
Organism: Schistosoma turkestanicum
Lineage: Eukaryota; Metazoa; Platyhelminthes; Trematoda; Strigeidida; Schistosomatidae
Source: the annotation of a GenBank genome assembly
AUGAAUACCAGGAGACGAUCCCGUUUUUCUCCACAAUAUAGUGGUGAUUCCAAGUGUACAGAAUUGGAGCAAAGUCAUUCAAACAACAUAGAAUCUCUUUCUCCUGCUCAUAUCAUAUAUUCACCUGGAAUAGACAAUGAACCUCUUCGGCGAAGUCAGGAUAAUGUAAAUACCCUAACUAAUUUAAGUCCUACUGGAUAUACUGGUGUUUGUCAAAGUUCUGGACAGAGAACUCGCAGACAAAGAACUGCUUCAGGAACGCUUUCUGAAUCAUCUCAUGGAGCUGAAGCCAAAUUAUCAUCUGUUCCUGGUAAAUCUCGGGGACUUUUAAACAGAAGGCUACGGAGGCCAUCCAAAGUAAUUCCAAUAUGUGGUUUAUGUUUGGGUACGUCGGAAUUGAACAAUAAGACUAACACUGCAGAAGAAAUGAUUGCCUGUUGGGAAUGUGGACAGUCGGGUCAUCCAACUUGUCUUAAAAUGCCACCUGAUCUAGUCAAACGUAUUACAUCCAUUCGCUGGCUAUGUGUUGACUGUAAAAGAUGUUGUUUGUGUCAGUCGAAUUCAGAAGAUCAAAAUCCUCCCUUAUCUGAUAAAGAGGAUCCUCAAUCGGAUUUAUUAUUGUGUGAUGUUUGUGAUCGAGGAUUUCAUCUUAAAUGUGUUGAACCGAAUAUGCUGGAACCACCGGAAGGUAUGUGGACUUGUCCUAUUUGUUCACAAUCCAGUACAGAAUGCUUGGACAUAGAUCCAAGAUUACGAUCCAUUCAAGUGUGUGAUCAGUUAACUCAACAUGAAAUAGAUUGGAUGAAAAAAGCCGCCAAUGUCAGUGGUGCUUAUUUAACAGCUCCAUUAUCAUUUUCUUUUCAACAAUCACCAACAGAAUCUGUAAAAGAACACAAUGACAUCCUUCAACCGUCUAGAUCGAGUUUUUCAAUUAUGUCAAAAUCUGAAACCAAACAAUCUAUUCCCUUUAAUGAAGACAGUCGAAUUGAUGAUAGUGUUGCAACAACUGUAUGCAAAUCGUCAAAACGUUUAAUUCAAAAAUCACUAACCGAUUGGACUUGUAAAUCAAAUAGAAAAUCAACCAGUUCUAUAUCAGUUCAUCUUCAAUCAGAAAAUAAUACUAUGAGUCAAAUGUCUACUGAAAAUGAAACAAACGUUGAAAGUCCUCGUAAAAGAACUUCACGUCUACGACGUUCAUCUCUAUGUGCAAGUUUAGCUUGGCAAGGUCUACUACGUUCAUGUGAUCGAUCAAAACUGCCAAUGCAAGAUAGAUCUUUUGAAUCAUUAAAUAGAAAAUCUAUGCAUGAUAAUGAUGAUACAGAUAUUUUAUGUGAUGAAAGCACUACUUCAUCAUGUAUAACAUCGAACAAAUUGCUUACAAAUGAAACAAAAAUUAGAAAAUACUUUAAGCGUACUUUAUCAUGUCAAAACACUGUGACUAUUGAUCAUGAUAAUAAUGUUAAACAAAAUAAGACUAGCUCACCUGGUGAAUUAAUAAAAUCAAUUCAUUCUACUAGAAGUGGAACUUCUACUGGUUUAUUCAAUCGUCAAGAUGUUCGUGUCACCUCAGGAAAAUUAAAUCGGGAUCAAGUUAAACGUCGUCAUAAAUCUAAUCAAUCAUGUCACUUGUCGAAUUCACGCAAACUGAACUCUUCUACUUGUAAACCACCAGCACGGAAUUCACUAAAACAUCGUCUAUCCAAAUUGAAUAAUCACAAUGAUAAAUGGUUCAAAUUGAAUCAUUCCAACAACAAUAAUCAUAACUUACCUCAAUUAAAUCAUCAAUUACGACGACAACAACAACAACAAACAUUACCAAUUUCAAUGAAUAAUAAUAAUAAAUUUGGUGUAAAUCAUCGAAUCAGUAGUGGUGUUAGGCAAAGACGUCAUUUAAAUAAAUAUAAAAAAUCUUAUUAUUAUCGAAAUAAACGUAAAUCAUUUAAACGUCAAAUUAUUUCAGAUGAUGAAGAAGAAAGUACUGACGAUAAUGUGUAUGAAGCAGACGCUGAUGAUGAUGAUGAUGACGGAGAGGACAAUGAUGAUGAUGAUGACGACGACAAUUCAACUAGUACUGUUGUAGUCAAUAAAAGAAGACUACGUGAAUCGUCGACUGGAAAAAAGCCUACUUCAAAAAUACCGCCAAAUUUAUCUGGUGAUGAUGAUCACAGUGAUGCUGUGUCUACCUCGAACAUCAACAACAACAACAAAGAUAACAAUGCUGCUACUUUGUUUGAUUCAGAGAAUGAUGAAGCACCAGAGAUGAGUAUAAUAUCAGAUGAGAAUCGUGCAUUAUUCCAAUCAAUUCAAUCUGAUGUACAAGCUUGUCUUCCUCAACCUCUUGAAUCCAGCCUAUCUCUUCCACCUGCUAAUAAUCCUAAAGUUUUAGCAGCUAUGGAUAAUUCCUCCUUGAAUGCAUCGUCAAUGAUGAUGACAAUGUCAAAUGAUUCAAAUGAGAAUAGUAAUCAACAUCAGUUGGAUAAUAAACCAGAAGAUACUCGUUAUCCGCCUCAAAUACAACUUGGUCGUUAUGUUAUUACAACAUGGUAUUCAGCUCCUUAUCCAUCGGAAUAUGCUAGACUUACCUUAUUGUAUAUAUGUGAAUUUUGUUUGAAAUAUAUCAAAACACGUAAUGUCUACUUACGACAUAUUGAAAAAUGUCCAUAUAGUUUUCCACCUGGUAAUGAAAUUUAUCGUUGUAAAAAUAUAUCUGUAUUUGAAGUAGAUGGUUAUACUUCACGUUUAUAUUGUCAACAAUUAUGUUUAUUGGCUAAAUUAUUUUUAGAUCAUAAAACAUUGUAUUAUGAUGUGGAACCAUUUUUAUUCUAUGUUGUUACAAUACAUAAUAAUAACAAUUAUGAUAAUAAUAAUUAUACUAAUACUCCAAUGAAUGAACAAAAACAAUCAAACAAUGAAAAAAUUAUUAAUAAUAAUAAUAAUAAUCAUAAUAACACAACAACUGAUCAUGAUAACAAUGAACGAUGCUUUCAUUUAGUUGGUUAUUUUUCUAAAGAAAAACGUUCUGUACAAAAGUACAAUUUAAGUUGUAUUCUAGUAUUACCACCUUAUCAAAAACAAGCAUAUGGAAGAUUUUUAAUUGAUUUCAGUUUCCUGUUAUCUCGUAUUGAAGGCCAACCAGGUUCACCUGAGAAACCAUUAUCUCAACUUGGCAAUCUUUCAUAUCAAUCCUAUUGGCGAUCGAAAAUUCUACCAUUCCUCUUAUGCUCUAUGAAAGAUUGUAAAUUACCGAAUUCAACUAUGCCUAAUUGUGAAUUAGACUCGGAUUGUUUGACAAAUUCAGUUGGAUCGAUUGGAUUUCGUGAUUUUGUGAUUACUAUACAUGAAAUUAGUUCUACCACUGGUAUUGAUCCACAUGAUGUAGCUAGUACAAUUCAACAAUUAGCUACCACGAUUACACUAAGUUCAGACGGAAGACCUGUGAUCUGUUUCGAUUUGAAAUAUUUACUACAAUUACAACAGAAAUAUGAAGAACGAUCAAUUAAUUGGAUUGAAAUUGAUGAAGAAUGUCUUCGUUGGUCACCAUUAAUUCAUCCUCAAGAAUUGGACAUUUCAGCCGAAAGUUCUGGCGGUGGUGGUGGUGGUUGUGGUGGUGAUCAUGCUAAUAAUUCACAAACAAUUAUUCAUCAGAACUCUUCAUUGAUUAUUCCAUCUGAAAAUAAUAAGACUUCUUCAACUAUACCGAAAAUGAAUAAAUUCUCUUCUUCUUCUUCUGCUUCUGCUUCUCAAAAACGUCGUAGUCAUUCACAAUCUGAUGAAUUUUCAACGAAUCCAAGCACUAAUUUCAUCAAAUCACAGGCGGCGGCGGCAGCAGCAGCAGCAGCUUCUCACAGACGUAAUUUACGAAGUAUCAGUAACACAGAUGGCAUUCAUUCAAAUAGUUCAAGUGUGAACACUACUCAUAAUAAUAAUAAUAAUAAUAAUUCUUGUAACCAAUCAUUAUCAAACACUAUUGUAGAUAAUGAAACGAAUAUACAUUUUAGACGACGUCUUCGUUCUCCUCCGCUCAGCUCAACUAAUUCACUUGAUAAACACACUGAAUCAAUAUCUCCUCCUCCUCCUUCAUCAGAAUCUAUUUUCAAUGCUCAAUUGUCAAAUAAACACCAACAAGAAGACAACACUUUAAAAAUUACUACAACACGACAUAGUUCCACAAAUGUUAAAUCAAAUAAUUGUAAUCAUACUACUGUUAAUCAUCAUCAUCAUCAUCCGCAUAAUAAUGAUAAACGUAAAAAACUUUCUAAAACUAAACCAUAUCCUUCACCUUGUCGUAAACGAAGUUUUUGUUCAGAUGGUCCACGUCCACCAGAUCCACCGUCUUCUCCACCUGGUGGUGGUGGCGGCGGCGGCGCUGGAUUUACAUCAACCAAUACAUGUUCCAUUCAAACUAGAACUCGUCGUCUAUCAGCGUAUAAUGCACCUCAAAAAUCAUCAUCAGCAUCAUCGUCAUCCACAAAAAAUUGUAAUCACAUAAAUCAUGCGAAAGAAACCAAUUUAUUUUCAACUAUAAUGAAUUGUUUCAAAUUUUCAUAUGAUAAUGAUAUGCCUACUACUACUACUAAUAAUAAUAAUAAUAGUAGUAGUAGCAAUGCAGUGUUUACUACUUAUAAAACUACUACUACUAGUAGUAGUAGUAGUAGCAGUAGCAGUACUAGUAGUAGUAGUAGUAGUAGUAGUCAUAGUAAUAGUACUUUGACAACUUUUAAUCAUAGUAAUCAUGAUACGAAAAUGAAGAUGAAUAAUUGUUGUUCAUUGUAUAACUUAAUUGGAUCAAGCAAAACAACUAUCAUUGAUCCGCAUUGUCGACCAUCAUCCUCAUCAUCAUCACUGGAUUAUUUGGAAAUUUCACCAAUACGUCCAUCAUUUUCUAGUUCACCAACAAUUGUAUUCAUUGAAAAUGAUCAUGAUCUUGUGGAGAAUAUUGAUUGUGCUAGUGAACAAUUGUGUCGAUUGGAUGGAAAUCAUCAGAAAGAACAAUCAACUAUUGAUUGUGCUACUGUAGAUCGGUUAUCCACAAUUAGUCCUACAUCAAUUCAUACACCAUCUCCACCAAUGUUGUCACUUGCUGACGGUCUCUCCACUAUUGAUAUUGAUUUGCCAACAUCAUUGAAUAAUGAUGUUAUCCAUUCUGAGAGUAAUAGUAUUAAUAAUAAUCAUAAUAAUCAUGAUACUAGUUCAUUCAUGUCAAAAUCACAAAAUUCCUUUGGUACUACUAAUGAAAUCAAUAAUCGACCACCACCGUGUUUAUCGCUUUAUGAUAGUGAACUACUUGUUGUCCAAUCGAAAUCAAAUGGCUCUCUUUUGUCCUCAUCGUCGACGUCAUCGUCGUCGUCCUCCUCCUCUUCUUCUUCUUCUUCGGAUUCAACAACGAAAGCUAUAGAUUAUUCUUUGAUGAAUAGUGCUCAUUGUGUUCGUCCUCCUCCUCCUCCUUCGCAUCAUCAUGAUCAUUAUCAUUCAAUAGAUCCUUUAGGGAUUUCACAUAAAUUCAAGUCUAGUCUCAGUGUUCCGUUGUAUGUUGAAACUAAUCUGGAUGACGAUGAUGACGGUGAGGAGGAGGAGGAUAUUCUCAAUACUGAUUGCACUGCUACUACUACUACGAAUAUUACUACUUCUACUACUACCUCUACCACUGUUAAUCAUCAUCAUCAUCAUCGGCAGCCUAUACUGUCAUCGUUGUCGAAAACAAAAUUCCUUCAACAGCAACAAAAACACCAUGACCGUAAUUACUGUCAAAAGAUACAACAGAAUGAUAGUCUUAUAACGACAACAACUUCAACAACAACACCUUUAUGCUCUGAAAUCUCCAUUCAUUCAUUAUCUGAUAACACGGUGGCUGUGAAUCAUAUAAAUCGAUCGCAUUCAUUACAACAUUUGUUACUACAUCAAAAACAUCAUCGUUCUUGGCCUUCAUCGCCUAGACAUUCAACAUCAUCAUCAUCGUCAUCGUGUACAUCGAUCCCAUUAAAUUAUAAAUUUCCAAUUCACCAGUAUACAAUGAAAGAUAAUUCAAUCGACAGUUCAUCAUCAUCAUCGUCCUCCUCCUCCUCGUCGUCGUCUUCUUCAUCUUCACCUCCAAUACUUUGUCGUGCUGUCAAUAAUAAUUGUACACCAUUAACAGUGCCUUCAUUCAAUAAAAUGGAUCAUCGGCAUAAAUCCCCAUCGAUAAGCGAUCAAACUAAUCGUCGUCACCACCGCCGCUAUCGUCAUCGCCGCCCUCAUCAUUCACCUUUACCACCGGUAUUAAUAACGAAUGAAAUGAAAUCGGAAACAUUCGUAUCACCUAUUUUCAGUACUAGUACUACGGCUACUACUACUGCUACUGCUACUACUACUAAGUUACCUUUAUCAUCAUCAUCGUCUUUGUCAACUCAUUGGAUGGAUAUUCAACCGCCAAUUUUAUUACCAUCCAAUUGUUGCAGUGAAACAAAAUAUUUACUCAACCCCACUGACCACAACUUAAUGACAACAACAACAACAACGCAUCCUCCUGUAUCACCGUAUUCCUCUUCAACAGUUUCCUCAAUUCAUAUUGAUUUAUCCGAUAAUUACGCAAGUGAUCAUUCAACUGUGUUAACUCUACCCAUGACUGGUGAAGAACACUUUCACAAUAUUAAUAAUAAUAAUAAUAAUCAUAUUGAUGUCAAUAUGAAAAGUAUCAGUUAUAUAGAAGAUAGUAGUAGUUAUGUAAAUAAUAGUCAAUUCAUGAAUAAUACUAUUAAUAAUACUAUUAAUCAUACAACCGAUACAGAUGAACUGACAUUGAUUGAAUCCUGUCAUGAUAAUAACAAUAAUAAUCCAUUGAAAUCCUCAUCAAUUUAUCAUGCUGAUGAUGAUGACGACAAUAACGAUCAGGAUUCAUUCUUUUCAAUGAUUUCACAAGCGCACAAUGAUGGCGAUAACGAUGAUGAUAAGAGUGAACAAACAAUCGCCAUGUGUUUAUCGGAUAGUUUAAGUCCACCAUUCUUAGAAGAAGGUGCGCAUGAAUUUCUCAACGAUGUAAAUAUUUCACAGAAAGCAACAAAACGCAAUCUAUUCCAUUUGAAUAAUUAUACUAAUCAAACUGAUCAACGUAGUCGUCAUUCAUCGGAACCAUCCAAAUUAAUCAUGAUGAUGGACGAGGAUAUGACAAUGAUGAUGUGCGAUUGUAAUUCUUCUUAUUCUUCUUAUUAUUAUUAUCCUGUGGAAAAUUCACGUCGUUGUCAUAGUCAUCCAAAUUUGAAAUUUGCCUCUACUUAUUCAACAUUGUCUGAUAAAGUCAAUAUGAUACUUGAUAAUGUUGCUACUGCUACUGCUACUACUAGUAAUAGUACUACUCAGCCAGCGUUAUCUUCACCGAUCAAUAGUCAUCAGUCAUCACUACUAUUUGAAGAAGACGAACACCAACAGCAACAAUCUGAUAAUGUCGAUGAUGAUGAUGAGUAUUUAGUCAAAGUAUCCACAGAUUUAUUGAAUACACCAUUGUUAUUUCCUGAAAAUCAAUCAAUCUCCACAACACUGCCUUCAAGUGUUGUUACUGCUUCUGCUGCUGCUGGUACACAGUCGCCUACAUCAUUCUCCAUGUGUAGUUGUCGGCAUUCACCGAUCCUGAUAGAUGUUGAUAAACAAACUACCUCUGAUGAACGUAUAGAUUUAAAUUCAUCAACAUUGUUUUCUCCUGCUGGCGCUUCUCUCUCUCCAUCCUCUUGUAAUAAUAGUCCAACUAGGGAUAGUAGUGUCAUUGUUGCCUCAUCAAACAAUACUGUCAAUUAUUUGUAUCAUUCUGCAUUGAAUCAUGGUGUAGAGAUUUGUAGUAACAGUAGUGGUAGUACAACGUUGUCGUCAACAAUAACUACCACUACCACUGCUACUACUACUACUUCAUGUACUACCACUGAUAUUGAUACAUUGCUCUACUUACAUUCAACUCAUACAUCAUCAUUGAAACCAUUAGAUGGUAAUGCUGAUGUACAAAAUAUAUCAUUCCCUGAACAAGAAGAGGAAGAAGUAGAAGAAGAAGAAAAUAUUAAUUAUGUGACCGAUUCAAAUGUAACUUAUUCAUCAAAUCAUGUCAAUUCUUUGUCAUACACAUCAACAAUUCCAUUGUCUACAGAGAAUUUAUUAUUAACAUCAUCUAGUGGUGAUGAUAUUGGUUGUUCAAUUAGUCCAAAUAAUUUCAAUUCUCUUACACAUACUACUAUUACUACUACUACUGCGACUACUACUACUACUACUACUACUACUACUGUCGAUGUACACAGCAUUCAACAUAAUCAUCCUAUCAUCAUUAAUCAACAAUUGUCUCCUAUAAAAAAUCUCUAUUUACCAGAAUAUAUCAAUUCGAAAAUAGAAAAUAUUCUUCCUUCAUCAACAGGGCAAAUUGAUUUCAAUUCAACUACUGAAUUCACAUUGAUUAAUGAUAAUAGUUGUCAUCAAAUAUCAUUUGACAAUCAAUAUGAUUUUUAUACAGAGAAUAAGAAAAAUGCCAUGAUUACUAAAGAAUUCUUGCCAACAACAACAUCGUCGUCGUUGUUAUUCAAUCAUGAUGAUAAAACAUUGCUGUUAUGUGAUACUGAGGAUAUUCUGUCGGAAUCAUCGAAUUUUGUAUCACCUGAUACAGAUCAAUUGAUUUGUGGUUCAACACAUUCUUAUUCUAGUUCAGUUCUAUCGAAUAUUUUAGAUCAAUCGGAUAAUAUUACUGCUACCACUACUACUACUACUACUACUAUUAAUACGACAACUACUACUACUACUAUGAGUGAUCAUAUGUUGUUUACUAAUAAUCUACAAAAUUCAUGUGAUAUGAAUUUAUUAAACGCUAAUUACUCUGAACAAAUAUCAUCGAAUUUACCAUUAAUAAUUAGUAUGGAUCAGCAGUUGCCAUUGACAACAACAACAACUUGUAAUCCAAUAGUGGUUGGUGUACCAUCCCAAUCAAUGAACUAUUGUCUUAGUGGUGUUGGUAGUGGUGAACUGAGUGAUGAUACAGGUAGUAGCGUCGUUCUGUCACAAUCAUCUCAAUUUCCUGUUAUUAUACAUCAAUCAACAAAUGGUUUACAGAGCUUCGCUUAUGAUACUACUGAUUACUUUCAUCAACAACAAUCAACAACUAUUCAUGAUUACAAAUUCAUGAACAACAUAUGCUCACCACAAUUGAAUAGUAGUCAUAGUGGUGGUAUUGCGGCGCCGACAUCGACAACCGCAACCACAACAACAACCGCAAUAACAAAAACAACUCGUUCUAAAACAAAACGUGGUGGUACUACCAAAAAGAAUUCAAAAACUGUAUGUAAACAGUCAAGAACUUGUACUGAAGUCCUUCCAAUGUCUUCAUUAUCUUCUGUUCCAUGGUCAGAGGGUAAUGGUAAUCCACUGAAAUCAACCUAUACGCGACAUUUAUCAUAUGAAGUUGUACCAAUGAAUGAAUCUAUUUAUAAUGCUCCUUACAAUCAAUAUGACGACUCAUUGAAUGUGUGCGGUAGCACAACAGGAUUCCCAUCUACAGGAUGUCGUCCUUUAACUCCUGCACAAAUUGUGCAUACAUCACAAGAGAAAAAUUUAUCCAAUUCUUAUUUGUGUAGAGCAGCAUCUAAUGUAAUGGGAACUUGUGAGUCAUCGUUACAUCUUCCAACAACUUCAUACUGUUAUUUGGCACCUAUGGCUUCGUAUGGUGUCAGUGUUAGUGCACAGCAAUGUUUAAAUACUUGUUCCAGUUUUCCAAAUCCUAAUCAAUUAUGUGGCAUGGAUCAUUUACCAUGUUCAUUGUCUAACAUUCCAAAUUCAUGCAAUUUAGAGCCUUCUCAUCUUUCCAGCUUACCAAUUGCUCAACAGUAUCAAUCUAAUCCGUCUGUAUUUCCCUUUGUAAAUCCUUCAAAUGCUCCUCCACCACAACCACCACCAUUUAUACCUUCUGAAAUGAAUAAUCAUUUCAUAUCGGAUAUGAUGAAUGACAGUAGUUCUUGUCAAUCAUCAUCUUUAUUAUCAACUACAAUCAUGAAACAGGAUAGAAUGAUUCAUAUGAAUCAAUCAUCAUCCACUCCAGUUUAUCCUGUCUAUUCAGGGAAUUUUACAUUUCCACUUGUUGUCACUACUACUACUGCUAUUACUACUACUACUACUAAUAGUAGUAUAAGUAGUAUAAGUAGUAGUACAAGAGAUAUUCUUUCAGAAAAUUUUCAUUUAUCUACACCAACCGAUUGUACAGUUUCACCAAUUCUUAUAAAAUCCGAUUAUUUUAAUUACUCAGGUAAUUGUAAUAAUUCAAUAAUAACUCAAUCACCAAUUCUUCCAUUUCCUCCGGAAAGAAAUGUACAGUCAUGUCAUAAUCAUAUUAUUGACAAUGCUAACUCGACAUCUUUAACACAGCUAUCAAGUACUUAUUGUCCUGUAAUUCAACAACAACCAUCUUUUCAAAGUACUCCGUCUGAUUUUCUAUUGAAUAAUAUGGGCUCGAAUCAAUUUAUUCAAGCUGCUAGUACUACUACUACAACAGUUAUUGGUUCUAUCACUACUACUACUACUGUUACUACUACCUCGACUCAUAUUCCUUAUCCUGGUCUAAUUCAUAAUACUUGUAGAAAUAAUAACAAUAAUAAUAGUAUGGGCAGACUACAACAACAUAACCAGCUGUUGUUAGAUACAACAACAACAGCCGCUUCACCUUUUUCAACAUUAAUCAAUGCAUAUCAUUCGAAAGAUGGGUUAUAUCAUCCUAACAGUAGUAGUAAUAGUAAUAGUAGUAGUAACAAUAAUUACUACUGUUAUUACUAUUGUUCUGAUAAUCAAACUAAUUUAUCUUUACUCGAUUCACCGGUUGUUGCUAUGCCGCCAUCUUCACCAUCAUUAAUAGUUGGUGGUGGUGGUGGUAGUGUAGGCGGAGGUUGGACACCGACUGAUUUGGUGAAUAGAAGACCACCGGGACAUUUUACACAAAUUCCUUAUCAUCCAAUGCCUACUUAAAAAAAAUGAUUGACAGAUACAAAUGGAGGAUAGUGGUUAAUUCCUUUCAUCUCUCUGUCUCUCUCUCCUCUUUGAGAUUUCAUCAAAAACAUGUUGCUUAUUAGUCAAAUUUCUCCGUUUUUUAUUGUCUGCAUUUUCUCCACCCCCCUUCCACUUGUCCACACUGUAUGUAUGUGGUGUUCCGAUUAUCUUCAAUAUUGCAUACACACACACACACACUGAGUAUGAUCGUUUAUUUUUUUUUGGUUCGGUUUAGUUUCGGUUUCUUCAACAAACUGGAGAACACAGAAUCCUUACUAAAUUGCUCACUCUAUUAUUGCCUUCAAAGUGAACAACUACAUUCUUCUAUGCGUGUGUGCGCUUGUGUAUAAUAAAGGCUAUUUUGUCUUCAAAUCAAAUAUAUAUACAGUACCUUCGACAACAUUGAUCCAAGAUUAUAUCCUAAAAUGUGCUUGUGUGUGUGUGUCUAUGAUUACUAUUUUUUUGUUCGUCAAUGAGAAAAAAGAGCAUUUUUAUUUCUGCGUGCGUGUGUGCGCUUUUUUCUCUCGAUUUGUAUAUGUUGAUGCUGAUACUACUGAUUGACACUGACCAUUGUUGAUAAUGUUGACGAAAUAUAUAAAUAUCUAUUUAUCUAUCUAUC